Molecule: messenger RNA, 1278 nt
Organism: Fibroporia radiculosa
Lineage: Eukaryota; Fungi; Basidiomycota; Agaricomycetes; Polyporales; Fibroporiaceae
Exons: 5
Coding region: 1-1278 (425 amino acids)
Biological process (GO): carbohydrate metabolic process; chitin catabolic process
Cellular component (GO): extracellular region
Molecular function (GO): chitin binding; chitinase activity
Source: RefSeq, a predicted model, not a curated record
AUGUUAUCCUUACUCUCUUUGGGUCUCCUUGCUCUUCCUGUCACGCACGCAACUAGCUUUCCUUUCCAUGCUCGAGAUACUUCUGCUACCAAUGCUACCAACGUCACUGUCGAUAUGGUCUCCUCUGCUUGGUAUGCUGGUUGGCACGCAGACAACUUCACCCUGAACAACGUGAGCUGGGACAAAUACACACAUUUGAUUUAUUCGUUCGCUACAACCCUGCCCACAGUCAGCAAUAUAACCUUGAAUGGGUCAGAUGCUAUACUUCUCCCUCGGUUUGUCCAGAUGGCGCAGGAGAACGACGUCGUCCCGAUGGUUUCCAUCGGCGGCUGGGGUGGUUCCCAAUUCUUCUCGUCCAACGUUGGCUCUGAGGAGAACCGCACUGCCUUCGUCAAGACCGUCACUGAAUUCGCCCAGAAUUACAACUUGAGUGGCUUGGACUUUGACUGGGAGUAUCCCGGUGUCCAGGGUAUUGGUUGCAACGUGGUUUCCGUCAACGACACUAGCAACUUCCUCGCCUUCCUGCAAGCCCUCCGUGCUGAUCCUAUUGGUGCAAACCUGACACUAACAGCCUCUGCUCCUAUAACUCCCUGGAAGGGCGCCAACGGCAGCUCACUAACGAAUAUCAGCGGCUUCGCUGAUACUCUUGACUGGGUCAAUCUCAUGAACUACGACAUCUGGGGUUCAUGGGAUAAGACCGUUGGGCCUAACUCGCCGCUGAACGACACGUGCGCGCCUGCUGUGGACCAGCAGGGCAGCGCUGUCAGUGCCGUUGCUGCAUGGACCGCGGCAGGCAUGCCCACGUACCAGAUCGUGCUCGGCGUGGCAUCCUACGGGCACUCGUUCCUCGUUGCUGCAGCGGACGCUGUUAUAUCCGACAAUGUGCUCGCGUCAUACCCCGUAUUCAAUCAGGGCGAACAGCCCCUCGGUGAUGCUUGGGACAACUUAACAAACAUUGACGCAUGCGGCGUGAAUACGGGCCCGUCAGGCGUGUUUGAUUUCUGGGGGAUGAUCGACGGGGGCUAUCUCUUCCCGAAUGGCACCGUCGCGGCGGGCGUUGACUACCGCUAUGAUGAAUGCAGCCAGACGCCAUACGUCUACAAUUGUCGCACAGACGUCAUGAUCUCAUACGAUAAUGCCGAAUCAUUCGCUGCGAAGGGCAAGUACAUUGCCUCUACGAAUCUGCGUGGUUUUGCUAUGUGGGAGGCCGGGGGUGACUACAACGACAUUUUGCUAGACUCGAUCCGUUCUGCAGCUGGAUUUGAGGACGAUUGCUAG